AUGAAAUAUAGCGGGCUAUACUUCGUUUCUAAUCCCUCUACCAACAUCGACGCCUCCCUCUCCACUGUAAACAGCCUCAUUCAAGGCAUCGAGACCAGCUUCCAAAAUGCCACACGGAAGCAAACACCAUGGUCGCUCUCCUACCGCGCAUUUCGCGACACCAUACCUCCAGGCUACCAGCCACCUACGGGCGCAGACGGCAAACCGAAGCCAUACGCACACUCCUACCAGCACCUCCUCCAUCUCUCGAGCCUCUCGCCGAAUCGCACAUAUGUAUUUGCGCAACCGUUAGCGCAGCAAGAGUCCAUUGCGUCGAUACCGCUGCGACAGCAAGACGCGCAUGCUUCGAUACUACGGUACCAAUGUUCUGCUCUGUGGACGCCGAGACAAAUACUGGCUGUGCGCGAAGGAACAUCUUAUAGUGGGGGUCUUUGUACGAUACAAAUUGGGGAGCUACGAGCAACACGCGAAGGUCCGCAAUCAGGCGCCGUCUUAUCGCCAGGCGUCGUCGUCUGUAUCAGCACGACACUGGGCGCUGAGGAUGCAGAGAACCACAUGAAUUCAGGCUAUGACACGACGGAAAACGGUACGGCAAUGGAUGUAGAUGAAGAACAAGUCGAUAUCGAGUACGCGCAGACUGUGGUUCGUGACUGCUGGAGUAAAAUCAAAGAUGGGCGCGAUUUGGGCCGGUCGGAGAUCAGGGAAGUCAUGAUGGCCCCAGUUACAACGGGCAAGAAGAGUCAGGAGCAAGAGGCAAUGGUGCGCAUGUGGUGUGAUGCUUUGCGCAUGCGCGGCUGA
Alternaria atra is the source of this 798-nucleotide messenger RNA. RefSeq lists its product as uncharacterized. The record is from RefSeq and is a predicted model, not a curated record. Gene Ontology annotation, cellular component: mediator complex. Gene Ontology annotation, biological process: regulation of transcription by RNA polymerase II. Gene Ontology annotation, molecular function: transcription coregulator activity. Bases 1 to 798 code for a protein of 265 amino acids. The transcript is spliced from 2 exons. Lineage: Eukaryota; Fungi; Ascomycota; Dothideomycetes; Pleosporales; Pleosporaceae.